AUGGAGUCACCCUCAGCCCCUGCUCACAGACAACUUGUCCCCUGGAAAGAGUUCCUGCUGGCCGGCUCACUCUUAAUUUUCUGGAGCCUGCCUAUGAGUCAACAACUCCAUGUCAUGAACCUCGAUGCUCCUGAAGGGAAGGACGCACUUCUCAAUGCCCAAGAUCUACCUCCUGACACUGUAAGCCUUAAAUGGUACAAAGGGAACAGUGCAGACAAUGAUAACCAUCUCAUUGGAUCAUGUACAUCAAGUACUAAAAUAUGUGUCUCUGGACCUGCAAACAACAGUCGACAGAUAAUGAGCGCCAAUGGCUCCCUAUUGUUCCAGAAGGUCACCUUGGAGGAUACGGGAUCCUAUACACUACAAGUCACAAAAGUAAAUACUCAGACUGAAAAAACAACUGCACGGCUCCGAGUAUUCCCGGAGUUACCCACACCCACCCUCACAACAGCCAACAUCAACCCCCAGGAGAACAAGGACCCGAUAGUGUUCUACUGUGAACCUUUUACUGUGAACACCACUUACCGGUGGUUGGUCAACAAUCGCACUCACGCAAAGAGCUCCAACCUCCGGAAUGUUUUCACUAUAAAACUAGCCUCAAGGAAAGACACUGGAGCCUAUCAGUGUGAAACCCGGAACCCAGUGAGUGUCCGCCUCAGUAAUACAAUCAAUCUAAGUGUUGUAUAUGGCCCAGAAACACCCAUCAUCACCCCCAAAGACUUCCAGUACUAUCCAGGGGUAAACCUUAACCUCUCCUGCAAUGCAGUCUGUAACCCACCCGCAGAGUAUACCUGGAUUUUCCAUGGGGCAACCGUGAAACACACACCGGAGCUCUUUAUCCCCCGCAUCACUGAAAAGCAUAGUGGAGUUUACACCUGCCUUGCCCUUAACCCUGUCACUGGCCUCAAUAAGACCGCAGUCCAGAAUAUUGCGAUAACUGUCCUUACAGAUAAGACUAUUGUGGGCAUCGUGAUUGGAGUCCUGUUAAGCCUAGCUGUGAUAGCAGCCAUGGUGGCGAGUGACCAGGGCGAUCUCACACAGCCCAAGUCCUCAGCCAACCACAGUCAGGGCCACUCUGACAACUCACUCAACAAGAAAAAAUGUACAUAUUCUUCUCUGAACUUCAAUGUCCAGGAAUCAAAGAAACCAACUUCAGCCUCCCCAUCCCCGACAGCCACAAAACGGUUUAUUCAAGAGUCAAAAAGAAGCUCACUGCACAGCUGA
Molossus molossus (Pallas's mastiff bat) is the source of this 1224-nucleotide messenger RNA. Its product is annotated as carcinoembryonic antigen-related cell adhesion molecule 1-like. The record is from RefSeq and is a predicted model, not a curated record. Gene Ontology annotation, molecular function: protein tyrosine kinase binding. Gene Ontology annotation, cellular component: cell surface; plasma membrane. Gene Ontology annotation, biological process: signal transduction; regulation of immune system process. Lineage: Eukaryota; Metazoa; Chordata; Mammalia; Chiroptera; Molossidae.